Malassezia pachydermatis is the source of this 1137-nucleotide messenger RNA. Its product is annotated as wd40 repeat-like protein. Gene Ontology annotation, molecular function: protein binding; phosphatidylinositol-3-phosphate binding; phosphatidylinositol-3,5-bisphosphate binding. Gene Ontology annotation, cellular component: extrinsic component of membrane; fungal-type vacuole membrane; cytosol. Bases 1 to 1137 code for a protein of 378 amino acids. Lineage: Eukaryota; Fungi; Basidiomycota; Malasseziomycetes; Malasseziales; Malasseziaceae. The record is from RefSeq and is a predicted model, not a curated record. The transcript is spliced from 2 exons. Gene Ontology annotation, biological process: autophagy of mitochondrion; protein localization to phagophore assembly site; protein lipidation.
AUGUCGAUCGCUGCGCCGAGCCGGGCGCGUGAGCAGGUACUAAGCGCCCAAUUUAAUCAAGACUUUAGCUGUGUAGCCGUCGGCACCACCGCAGGCUACCUCAUUGCGAAUUGUGAGCCCUAUGCACAAGUGCAUGCCAAGUUGCAAGGACCUACGACCCUGCUCCGUAUGCUGUUUAGCACAAGCUUAGUGACGCUUGUUAGUGGCCCAGAGGCCCGCAACCAAGCGGCAGAUCGUCGAUUGCAAGUGCUGAAUACCAAGCGGCAGUCGGUCAUUUGUGAGCUUUCCUUUCCAUCCCGUAUCUUGGAUGUACAUCUGAAUCGACGGCGUCUGGUCGUAGUACUGGAAGAUUCACUGUAUGUGUACGACAUUAGCAAUAUGAAACUCCUGCAUACAAUCGAGACAGGGCCCAAUCCUUUGGCGGUGUGUUCCCUGGCCGCCACUUCAGACGCAUCGUACUUGGCAUACGCAGCGCAAGGGGCGCCCUCUACGGCGCAUGAUGUGGACCAUGGAACUAGAGGCCAUGUCCUCAUCUACAACCUUAUGACGCUCAGUGUGGCUCAUGUCUUUGAAGCACAUCGGUCUCGCAUUGCGUGCGUUGCCAUGAAUGCAUCCGGCACUAUGCUGGCCACUGCCAGUGAGAAAGGGACGAUCAUCCGUGUAUUUUCCGUGCCAGAUGGUCGUCCCAUGUACCAAUUUCGACGUGGUUCGUACGCGGCACGUAUCUACCAAAUGACAUUCAAUGCGGCCAACACACUGCUGUGUGUCACGUCCGACUCAGGCACGGUCCAUAUCUUCCGCCUCACACCCACGACAAAGAACGAUAGCCCGGAAGCAGCUUUGGAGGCUAAGCAGCGCUUAUCGCUUUUCUCGCAAUGGCGCAAGCAGAGCACAGCGAUGGCGGGGGCGUUAGGGACGUACUUGCCCUCAACUUGGCAGGACAUGUGGGAACCGUCGCGCGAUUUUGCGUGGCUCAAGCUGCCAUCGCCCAGCCAGCGUGCUGUGGCUGCGAUCAACAAUACGCUCCCGAUCGUCAUGGUACUUUCGCAUGAUGGACACUUGUACACGUAUGACUUGGACUUGGAACGAGGCGGCGAAUGCCGCCUGACAAAGAGUACGUAUGGCACGAUUCACUGA